This is a messenger RNA of Paramacrobiotus metropolitanus, 1233 nucleotides long. RefSeq lists its product as uncharacterized. Bases 233 to 808 code for a protein of 191 amino acids. The record is from RefSeq and is a predicted model, not a curated record. The transcript is spliced from 3 exons. Lineage: Eukaryota; Metazoa; Tardigrada; Eutardigrada; Parachela; Macrobiotidae.
ACGAACCUUGUUUUCGCCGCCAACCGCACGAACAUUAAUCAGCCUGUUGUUCCUUCCUGGUUUCCAGUGUGUCACUACCAACGCAGUGAAUCUGAUAUUCUAUGUGCCAGCCUUUUUCCACUGGCUGACCGCAUUCAUAGUUCCCCAAGAAAAAUUCAGGGUAUCCUCUGAGAAGAACGACGAGUACUGGUCGUACGCAAACUUCGCAAACUGCGACAAUUCCGCAACGGGAAUGAAUCAAAUUACAGCUAUGUUGUCGUACUGGAUGGAUCUGCAUUAUCCCCGUUUGAGUACCAGCAACCCGGCUCUGCUUUCGCUGUUCUCGUCAUCCGUUUUACCGAUGACGGAAUAUGUGUACACGCUGAGGCUUGGGGCACUCCUGUUUCUGGUCGUGUUGCCCUUUACAUGUGUUGGACUAGUGCAAAUAGUCAUCGUUUCAAAAAUUUUCCUUCAUGGUUUGACCAAUCUUUUGUGUGCCGGCCUGGAAUCAAACAAGGCGCACCAAAAUGUGCACGACACAGAGGACAGCAAUGACUCUACAAGUGAUGGAGAACCCGAAGAUGUCCCGACUGUUAAGAAGAAUGCCCAGUCAAAGGUUACCAAGCGAUUCUGCAUCUGUGCUCUGUGGGGAGAAUGCCAAGGCGUCAUCAUGCUGACGCUGCAACGUACAUACUUCAGCAAGUACCUUCCCAUCGCGGUGGUGGCAUUCGCAUUUCCAGAAAACAGGCAGCUACCCGCUGUGUUAUUGUUAUUGAGCGGCAUUACUGUGGUUGUCUGCUAUGAAUUAUGCGUGGCGGUUUUCGAAUGAUGCCGAGAGGAGUUGUGGAACAGAAACCGUUGUGCCUGCCUCUGCACUAGAACGCGUCACCGGAAGGAAUGAACGCUGAUAAGGAGCACCAUGCAAUACUGUUGUAAUUUCACGGAAAGGAAAGUUUGUAUUCGGAUUCUGCCGGUGGUAGGCCCGGUUACAGAAAUAAUUCUUUAUCCCGGCAAUAGCCUAUUAACAGAACAGCAAGCCUACGCUGGCAGAUACUAAUUACAAAUUCCGAAUUUAAACAUUGAAGAAAGAAAUAAUUAACCUUUACACUUAUGCGUUUCUCACAUUUGCAUCUGUUAAAAAUGUAUUUUUAGUCUACGCAGUCCGCAGAUAAUUUAUUUCAAUGUUGGCGUCGCGGCAAAUUUAUUUAUAAUGUAGCCGAGAUAUUUUCUGAACAAUCUAAAUAUUGAUUUAGG